CGCGGGUAGAGCGCCUCUCCAGUGCCUCUAGUCCCCCAGCCCGGUUCUUCCUAUUUCCAGUUGCGACUUCUGUCUUAAAGUGGACAUCUCUCUUCAAAAGUGGCGUCGUGGGGCCUUCGCUCCUCACCUGGGGUCAACGCGCAAGGACGAGCGUGGGCGGAAGUAUUUUAUAGCCGACAACCGGAGCCUGUGCUCGCCUGUCGGGGUCGCACUGGCAUUUCUGACCCCUUAGAGCCGGAUGAUUUGAACCCUAUUCCCUGAUUCUCAGCCUACAUUUCUGCAGCUCCAGGGGAAGGGACAGAGCUCCUUUGCUCACACCUCACUCUGUAGUCACACUCUGAACAGUGAGGUAGCUCUUGACAGGCCCCCCCCCAGCCACACCGUAUUGCCACCCAAGUGUCAACUUUGUUCCUAACCUCCCUAGUUUAACUUCCCUCCUCCGUGUCCAGGAAAGGUUCCCCCUCAAUUCCCACCCCCACCCCCGCCUUCCCGUAAAGCUCUUGAGAAUUUCAGGUGUCGUGCAGAAAGAUUUUAAGUCUGAGCACUUUGGUACUCAAGAAAGGUUCAUGUUUACUCGAGACUUAGUGGGCAAAGUGAAACCUAGUGCACACAGGAAACUAUGGCUGAACAUGGGGCUCACAUCACAACUGCUUCUGUGGUGGAUGACCAGCCAUCCAUCUUUGAGGUGGUAGCACAGGACAGUUUAAUGACAGCAGUGAGACCUGCUCUUCAACAUGUGGUCAAGGUUCUUACAGAAUCAAAUCCUGCCCAUUUUGGCUUCCUUUGGAGGUGGUUUGAUGAAAUCUUUGCCCUACUGGAUCUUCUGCUUCAGCAGCAUUAUCUAUCUAAAACCAGUGCCUCAUUUUCUGAAAACUUUUAUAGCUUAAAGCGGAUUGUAAUGGGAGACAAACAUAGGCAUCAGAGAUUGGCCAGUGCUGGCCUGCCAAAGAAGCAGCUUUGGAAAUCAAUUAUCUUCCUGGUUCUUCUUCCUUACCUGAAAGUGAAGCUGGAGAAGUUCGUUUCUAGCUUGAGAGAUGAGGAUGAAUAUUCAAUCCAUCCCCCUUCAUCCCGCUGGAAACAGUUUUAUAGAGCCUUCUUGGCAGCCUAUCCAUUUGUUAACAUGGCCUGGGAAGGCUGGUUCCUUGUACAGCAACUUCAGUACAUCUUAGGAAAGGCCCAACAUCACUCACCGCUGCUGAGUCUGGCAGGAGUUCGGCUAGGUCGGCUUACCGUUCAAGAUAUACAAGCUCUGGAGCACAAAAUAAAUGAAGUCAACAUGUUGCAGCAACCAGCUAAGAGUGUUAGUGAGAAGAUAAUGUCAGGUCUGAAGAAAGCUGUUGGGGGUAUUGCCUUAUCCCUGUCUACUGGUCUUUCUGUGGGCGUAUUCUUCUUGCAGUUCCUCGAGUGGUGGUACUCAUCUGAAAAUCAAGAAACCAUCAAAUCAUUGACUGCCCUGCCUACUCCACCACCACCUGUACACCUAGACUACAAUUCUGACUCCCCCUUGCUACCCAAAAUGAAGACUGUGUGCCCACUGUGUCGUAAAACCCGGGUGAACGAUACUGUUCUUGCCACCUCUGGCUAUGUGUUUUGUUAUCGCUGUGUAUUUAAUUAUGUGAGGAGUCACCAAGCCUGUCCUAUCACAGGUUAUCCAACAGAAGUACAACACCUAAUUAAGCUGUAUUCCCCUGAGAACUGAAAGAACUUGUCUCAAAAUAAAAUGACUGCAUUGUAAAGUCAUAGGGCUGUUCUCCAGCAUGAUACAUCAUGGUUUGAUACUUCUCAGCCUCAAUUUGUAAUUAUGUGAACUUUAAACAAUUAUAUGUAUUUCCUUAAAAAGAUACUCACUGACCUUACUCUUUUCACCCUGAUAUUUAGAUGUCCUCCUUGCAGCUGAGUAAUAAUCAGUAUAGCAGGGGAGAUGAGGGUCAGUGUACAGGAAGUAUAGAAGCAUUCCUAUCCUUUUAUCUUCAACAACCAGAGGUAUAGAAGCUCUCAGGGAAACAAAUUAGACCUCAUAAGGUGGGAGGUGAAGGGAAGGCAGGCUUUUCUUGAGAAAAGAAAGUAUCUGCUAUUGAAACAGAGGUCUACCAGUUUGCAAUGUGAAACAUGGACUUUCUUCUUAUGUUAACAUUCAGAAAUGCAUUUAAGGGGCCGGGUGGUGGCGCACCUGGUUGAGUGCACAUAUUACGAUGUGAGCCUCCAGUUCGAGCCCCCAGUCCCCACCUGCAGGAGAAAAGUUUUGCGAGUGAAAUAGUGCUGCAGGUGUCUCUCUGUCUCUUUCCCUCUCUUACCACCCUCUUGAUUUCUGGCUGUCUCUAUCCAAUAAAUAAAGAUAAUAAAAAUGUUGGGAGUCGGGCGGUAGCUCAGCGGGUUAAGCGCAAAGCUCAAGGACUGGGUUAAGGAUCCCGGUAUGAGCCUGGAUUCGAGCCCCCAGCUCCCCACCUGCAAGGGAGUUGCUUCAUAGGCGGUGAAGCAGGUCUUUUAUCUUUCUCUCUCCCCUCUGCCUUCCCCUCCUCUCUACAUUUCUUAGUCCUAUCUAACAACGGCGACAUGAAUAGCAACAAUAGUAACGACAGUAAAAAAAAAAGGGGGGGCAACAAAAGGGAAAAUAAAUGUUUAAAAAAAUUUUUUUAAAAAAGGGAGUUGGGGGGGUAGCGCAGCGGAUUAAGCACGCCACGCAAAGCGCAUGGACCAGCAGAAGGAUCCCAGUUGGAACCGCCGGCUCCCCAACUGCAGGGGAGAGUCGCUUCACAGGUGGUGAAACAGGUCUGCAGGUGUCUGUCUUUCUCUCCCCGUCUUCCCCUCCUCUCUCUAUUUCUCUCUGUCCUAUCCAACAACGACAGCAUCAAUAACAACAAUAAUAACUACAACAAUAAACAAGGGCAACAAAAGGGUAAAUAAAUAAAUAUAAAAUUUAAAAAAUACAUUUUAAAAAAGUUCCUUUCAUAUAUUAUGACCUGUUUACUAACAUCUUGCUACAGUUUUUCAACUUUUAAAAUUCCUUUAUGAAUCAUACAUUUUUUUUUCUUGGGAAACGGACUAAAGGAAAAUAGAAGUUGUUUAUGUAGAAUAACCUGAAGAAUUCAGUGUGAAAGCAAAACUAAUAAGCAAUGGAAAAAUAGAGUAAAAUACCUAUGUGUUAAGAAACAAUCAGUAAGCUCAUGCUGCUUGCUGUUAAGAGUUUGUUAAACUGGCAUGUUAUUCUGGCUAUUGAAGUUCCUGUGAAAUGCUUAAGUAAAUUUUAAGCAUAGAUUUUUGACAAUGAACUGUUCCAUGUUGUCAUUAUGUGGGACUUUAUUACUUGAGGUGUCUAAAAUAAAUUUCCCAUUCAGACUA
This is a messenger RNA of Erinaceus europaeus (western European hedgehog), 3339 nucleotides long. RefSeq names its product peroxisomal biogenesis factor 12 (gene PEX12). Lineage: Eukaryota; Metazoa; Chordata; Mammalia; Eulipotyphla; Erinaceidae. Gene Ontology annotation, molecular function: ubiquitin-protein transferase activity; zinc ion binding; protein binding. The coding region runs from base 620 to 1699 and encodes 359 amino acids. The transcript has 3 exons. Gene Ontology annotation, cellular component: peroxisomal importomer complex; peroxisomal membrane. Gene Ontology annotation, biological process: protein import into peroxisome matrix; protein monoubiquitination. The record is from RefSeq and is a predicted model, not a curated record.